AUGUCGUCUCUUUUCGCCAACAUCGUUCAGCGCCCUCUCACACAAGCAGAGAAAGCAAUCAAUUCGGAUCCUGAGAUAGCCCUCUCAGCAAAUGACCUGAAUCUUCAUUUUGCCCUAAAGUCUAACGACUCUGCUUUGAUCCAUGUCGUGUCCCAGACAGGGAAAUUUACUCUCUCGUUGGGUGUGGAAACCUCGACGGAAGCAUUCAUACUGAAUGCCCCUGAAGAGUCAUGGCGCGGAUUUUUCGAUAAACAACUUCGACCACCAUUUCAAAGCUUUUGGGGAAUGCUUCGUAUCCUCAGUCCUGACAAAGGGGUCCUUAUCAGUGGGGAUAACGAAGCAUUUGCCAAAUUCUGCCGGGUCUGGCGGCUUGUCUUGGAUCACUUACGGGAUGCUGUUCAUGGACGUCCAAGGAUAGUCGCCUCAGCAGCCUCGUAUGAAGAAGGAACUGAAGAUGAUGACAUUAUCGGUCGCUAUAUCUGGGUUGAUACUGCAUACGGAAAGACCAAAAUCUUCUGCGAAACGGCGGGCAGCGGCCCCCAACAUGUCUUAUUUCUGCAUACUGCUGGAGCCGACGCGCGCCAAUUCCAUACUAUCAUGAACGAUAAAAUAGCACAGGAACGAUGCUCCAUGUAUGCCUUUGAUCUCCCUGGCCAUGGGCGGUCGUAUCCCGGCGCAACCCAGUUGCCAGGAAGUUAUAGACCAAAUGAGGACUCGUAUAUUGAUAUCAUUGAGAAAGUUCUCCGGAAGCUCACUCUUCAUCGACCCAUUGUCUGUGGCGCAAGCAUGGCAGGCCAUAUUUGCCUCGCUGUUGCUAUGCGAGCCGAUGAGAUAGGUGUCGGCGGUGUAAUCCCAUGCGAGGCAUCUGAUCAUGUCUCUGCGUUGGUAGAUCAUUACGCCGUCGGCACUCUUCUAAACGAAUCUAUUCUAAAUCCUGAGCGUGUCUGUGGCCUUAUAUCCCCUACGGCACCAGCGAUUUACCGUCAGUUAACAUGGUGGAUUUAUUCUUCACAAGCCACUGGUAUCUUCCCUGGCGAUUUAAAGUUUUAUUUUAACGGGUGGGAUGGAAGGGACCGAGCUCGUCUUAUUGACACGAACAAAUGUCCCGUGUACAUGCUUACAGGCGAGUACGACUACAGUUGCACAGUGGCGGCAAGCAGAGCCACUGCAGAAAAGAUCCCAGGAGCUGUCUUUGAAGAGAUGAAGGGAUUAGGGCACUUUCCAAUGACUGAACAGCCUGCAGUUUUUCUGCUGUACUUUUUACGCGCCUUGGAUUUCGUCCAGCAGUCAAAUGUUGUUCCGAGUUAA
Trichoderma harzianum CBS 226.95 is the source of this 1308-nucleotide messenger RNA. RefSeq lists its product as hypothetical. Lineage: Eukaryota; Fungi; Ascomycota; Sordariomycetes; Hypocreales; Hypocreaceae. The transcript has a single exon. The coding region runs from base 1 to 1308 and encodes 435 amino acids. The record is from RefSeq and is a predicted model, not a curated record.